UCACUCCUCCUUUCCUCACUUCCCCCGCUCGUUCCCUGCAAGCAACCCGACCGACACCACGCCGCCAACCAACACGAUCAACGCUAGCAGCAGCAGCAGCAGCAGCAGCAGCAGCAGCAGCAUUCGGCUCCACCCAGUGCUUGCCUCGACGCACCGCGGCACCCUCAUCGAUCCACACACCGCGCGUGCGCAUCCAAACAUGUCCUCCGAUUCGGCCCCUCCCCCUCCUCCUGCUGUACAAACAGCCGAUCGUGAGCGUGUGGUGCAGUCGCUGCUGCGUCUCACACGAUGGACGUACUCGCACAACCGACCUGCCGACGAGUCGCGGCGGACGCUCGUGCUGCUCUUCCUGCUGUGCGCCGUGUCUGGGAUGGUGUACGGAUUCACGGCGUCGCUGGGAGGCCUGCUCGACCCGAUCAGCGCCGACCUCGACUUUGUCAACUCGACAACCUCCAGCGAGCUGCUCAACUCUGCCACGCUCGUCGGCGGCCUCGCGUUCUCGCCGGUCGCGGGCGUGAUGGGCGACCGGCUCGGGCGCAUCUGGACGACCCUCUUCUGCGGCGUGCUCUCCACUGCAGCCAGCGUCGUCUCGGCCGUCGUCAACGACUUUUGGUUUCUGUGUGCAUGCCGGCUUGUCCUGGGCAUCGGGUCGACCGUGAUCUGCUUCAUUGUCCCCGUGUACGUUGCCGAGUGCGCUCCCGCCAAGUCCCGCGGCCUGCUCGUCGCCGUCUUCCAGCUGUCCAUCAACACGGGCCUCGCGCUCUCGUAUGGCGUCCAGCUCAUCCUCAGCUGGCGAUGGGCCCUCGGCGUCGGCGCUGCACCUGGCCUCCUUGUCAUUUUGCUCGUCGCCGGUUGGCUGCCGGAAAGCCCCCGCUAUCUCUUGUCCAAGCUUGCGCCACAGCGAGCGCGCCGUUCGUCCAGCCUGUCGGACGGGCACGGUGCAAUCGGGUCUUCCUAUCAUGAGCAUGAUAACGCUGAAAUUGACGGUGAUGGUGAUGAUGAUGAGGCAGAGGACACGGCAAAGUUGCUGGGGCCACGAUCCAGAAUUGCCGCGGGCCACACACCCCAAACUCGGUCGUCCGGCAAAAUCAACCGACAUCGCAACAUUCAGGCGAGCAGUCUGCAGCUCAAGAACGAUGACGCGGGUGGCGAAGCGGGCGUCGAGAACCAGCAGCCCGAGGACGACGAAAUUGUCCACCUCUCUGCGCGCGAGUUCUUCUCGCUGCUGUCCGUUCGGAGUGUCAUGCUCGGAUUUAUGCUGUGCAUUCUCAACAACUCGGUCCAGGGAGUGGUUUCUUACGGCCCGCAGAUUUUCAAAGCGGCCGGAUACUCGAACGACGACGGUGUGCUCGCUGCCACGAUUGCCGGCGGCGUCUCCAUCGUGCUGUCGCUCAUCAGUCUGCCGGUGAUUCACCACUGCUCGCGUCGCUUCUUGCUUGUCAUCACGGCGCUCGGCGUGACCAUUGGCACGCUGGUCAUGGCCGCUGGCUUCCAAUUCCUCGAGCCGGGCAGCUCACGUCUGGGCUUGCUCAUCACGGGCCAGGCCGUGACAAUCCUGGCCUUCCAAAUGGGAGUAGGGCCUCUCUUCUUUGUUGUUGUGCCAGAGAUUUUCCCCCAGCGGAUACGUGGCGCUGCCAACGGCAUGCUCUCGCUGUUGCUCGCGCUCUGCUCGCUCAUCAUCACCAUCACCUUCCUCAGCUCAAUCGAUGCGGUUGGUGUUGCAGGCACAUUCCUCUACUAUGGAUUGUUGUUCUUCUUGUGCUUUCUCGGCGUUUGGCGCUUCCUUCCGGAGACUGCGAACGUGGUGUUGGAGCACAUUUCAGUGUAG
Molecule: messenger RNA, 1828 nt
Organism: Capsaspora owczarzaki ATCC 30864
Lineage: Eukaryota; Filasterea; Ministeriida; Capsasporidae
Product: sugar transporter
Exons: 1
Coding region: 200-1828 (542 amino acids)
Biological process (GO): transmembrane transport
Cellular component (GO): membrane
Molecular function (GO): myo-inositol:proton symporter activity
Source: RefSeq, a predicted model, not a curated record